ACAAGAGAUUGGACCAUUUCACAAGUCAUUCUCCUCGAUUGUCGGUCCAAACGGCUCCGGGAAGUCGAACACGAUCGACGCUCUGCUCUUUGUGUUCGGUUACCGAGCGUCAAAGAUGCGACAAGGCAAGCUCUCCGAGCUCAUUCACAAUUCCGCCAGACAUCCAGAUCUCGAGGAGUGCAGCGUCGAAGUCCACUUCCGUGAUAUUACCGAUCUACCUGGCCCGGAUGCUCUCGAAGUUGUUCCUGACUCCCAGCUUGUAAUUGCGAGGACGGCGUACAAGAACAAUUUGAGCAAGUACACCAUCAAUGGUCGCGCGAGCAACUACAAAGAAGUGCAGACUCUUCUGAAAGGCCGAGGAAUCGACCUCGAUCACAACCGUUUCCUCAUUCUCCAGGGCGAAGUUGAGUCUAUCGCACAGAUGAAGCCCAAGGCGCCUUCAGAACAUGAAGACGGUCUGCUUGAAUACCUCGAGGACAUCAUUGGGACGUCACGCUUCAAGGUACCCAUCGAGGAGGCGCUGCAGGAGAUGGACAAGUACUCCGAGGAGCGUGUCGAGAAAUUGAACCGCCUCAAGAUCGUCGAGCGCGAACGCAACGCGCUCGAGAAGGAGAAAAAGGAAGCCGAAGACUAUCUGCGGAUGCAAAAUGAGCACGUUCGUGCUCUGUCACGGCUAUGGCAGUGGUACCUCUGGACCUGUCUAAAGAAUGAGGAGAUUAUCAAGUCGAGGAUCAAUAAAGCCGAAGCCGAGCUCAAGGAGGAGACUGAGCGCAACAAGGAUGAUAUAGAGCAUCUCGAACUACUUCAGCAGAACUAUGAGGAGCGUUGCAAGGCCUACGAUGACGUUAAAGCUGCUCUUGCCGAGGCCAUGAAGGAUCUCGCAGGGCGCGAGAAAGAGCAGGUUAGCCUCGAGGAGCGACGCAAGCACGCCAAAACGAAGCUUAAGAAGCUACAGAAGUCCAUGAACGAUGACGAGAAAGCGAAGGGUGAGGCAGGGCGUGCCAUCGUCGAUAAUGAUGAGAAGAUGCAAAAAGAGCGUAAGAAGCUGGAGCAAUUCGAGGCCCAGCUUGCCGAAGAGGAGAAGGUCCUCGAGCAGAUUCGGGACAGCCUGAAGGACAAGACUCAGGUUUAUCACGACCAGAUCGAGAUUAAGCAGAAAGAGCUUCAGCCGUGGAAUGUCAAGAUCAACAAGAAGAAGGCCGAGGUUGAUAUUGCGACUAGCGAACGCGACAUGUUGACCAAGAAAGCCGAAGAGGCGAAGCAGGCUAGUCAGGAAGCGCAGGCUACUCUGGAUCAGUUGCGUGAGGACCAAGCUGCCAAGAACAACGAGCUCAAGGAACUGAAGGACGAACGGUCUUCCAAGCUCCGGGAGCUCAGCGACGGGCAGAAGCGCCUGCAAGAUAUCCAGGCUCGUGGUCAGCAGCUGCGCAGCAAGGCGUCGGCAUCACGUCAGAAGGCUGAGGAAGCCAAGGCAUCGCAAGCUGCCAGCACCACUCAGAACAAGGUCCUCGACACGCUGACGAGGCUUCAACAGACCGGUCGUAUCAGUGGCUUCCAUGGGCGCUUGGGCAGCCUUGGAACCAUCCCAGAACGAUACGACAUUGCGGUGUCGACCGCCUGUGGUGCCCUCAAUAACAUGGUUGUCGACCACGUAGAAGAUGCUCAGGCUUGCAUUGAUUAUCUGCGCAAGCAGAACGUCGGCCGCGCCUCUUUCAUGGUCCUUGAUAAGCUCUCCUCGCACGGCAUAGAUAAAAUCUCAACUCCUGAGAACGUAUCACGGCUGUUUGACCUCAUCGCUCCGAAAGACCCCAAGUUUGCUCCUGCAUUCCUGAAAGGUGUCGGUAAUACCCUCGUUGCGAGCGAUCUCGACCAAGCGAAUCGCAUCGCUUUCGGUGGACACCGCCGCUGGCGUGUUGUCACCCUCGCUGGGCAGCUCAUUGAUGCUUCUGGUACAAUGUCCGGUGGUGGCACGCAGGUUAACCGAGGUGGUAUGAGCUCGAAGCUCGCUGCAGACUCAGUCUCUCCGGAGACCCUUCGCGAGUACGAGAAGGAGAGCGAGGCGGCGCACAGAGAGCUGGACGCGAUGCUCGCGAAAUAUAAGGAGAUGGAGACCGACGUCGAGGCGCUCCAGAAGGCUGGGCCACAAAUUGACAUGGCUAUCGAGAAAGUGAACCUCGAUCUUCAGACGUUCACUCGCCGCAUUGCCGACGCCGAGAAGCGUGUUCGUGGGCUUAGGGGCAAUACCAAACCGGACUCAGGCGACGUCGCUAGGAUUUCCACCCUCGAUGCACAGAUCGAAUUUGCUACGCAGGAGCUCGAAGGGCUCGAGGAGCGCACCGCUUCCAUCGAAGCCGAAAUCACGGCGCUAGAACAAAAGAUUCUCGAGAUCGGCGGUUCGCGUUUGCUUGCGCAGAAGUCUAAGGUUGACGGUAUUCGACUACACCUCAACCUUGCGAAUGACGAGAUCACGAAGGCCGAAGUUGCAAAGAGCAAGGCCGAAAAGGAUCUCGCAAAGCUGGAGAAGAGUCUGCGCUCAAACGGCGAAAGCUUCGAGCAAGUUCAGAGCAACCUUGACGAACUCGAGAUAUCUCUUGAUGAGUGCAAUGAAUACCUCAACAAUCUGAGGACAGAGGUUGAGCGAGCCCAAGAGAUUGAGGAGAAUCAGAAGGAGGAUCUCGAGAAGCGCAAGCGAGAGCUGGAGGAGAAGGAAGAGGAGGUGGAUGGCUUCAAGAAGAAGCAGAUGGAGCUGAAGCAGGUACUAGCUGAUGCGAGGAAGGAAGCUGCGGAGAACGACAAGUACAUUCAGCACUGGACUGCCGAGCACGAUAAGCUUCAUCUCGCCGAUAUCGACGACGAGGACGAGGACGGAGAGGAUGGAGAAGCUGAGGACAAGGACAAGGACAAUCAGGAAGGCGAUGGGCAAGCCAGCGAGACAGCUCAAGACGCUGAGGUCUCUGUCAAGGCCGAGGGCGAGGAACCCAGCCUGAAUCAAGCACGCCGUUCACGCGCGAACCGGCAUGAGCUGCAGAUGUAUACCGACGACGAGCUUGCGUCUUUCAGGAAACGUGAGCUCAUUGCCAAGGCAGAGCUGCUCGAUGAGCAGCUCAAGUCCGCCAAGCCGAACCUCGGCGUGCUCAAGGACUAUAAGAAGCGCGAAGAGGAGUUCUUACGCCGCGCUUCGGACCUUGAGGAGGUGACCAGGCUCCGUGACGAGCAGAAGCAGAAGUACGACGAGCUCCGGAAGCAGCGACUAGACGAGUUUAUGUCUGGCUUCAGCACCAUUUCGCUCAAGCUCAAGGAGAUGUACCAGAUGAUCACUCUAGGAGGCAACGCCGAACUUGAGCUGGUCGACAGCAUGGACCCGUUCUCGGAAGGCAUCAUUUUUAGCGUCAUGCCGCCCAAGAAAAGCUGGAAGAAUAUCUCUAACUUGUCUGGUGGUGAGAAAACGUUAAGCUCUUUGGCUCUGGUCUUCGCCCUGCAUGUCUACAAGCCCACUCCGCUAUACUUCAUGGACGAGAUCGACGCAGCUCUUGACUUCCGUAACGUGUCUAUCGUUGCCAAUUACAUCAAGGACCGUACGAAGAAUGCACAGUUCAUUAUCAUUUCCCUAAGGAACGACAUGUUCGAACUUAGCCACCGUCUCAUCGGGAUCUACAAGACCUCGAACGUUACAAAGAGUAUUUCCAUUGACAAUCGCCCCCUGGUCACCGCACCCGUCUCUACCGUUCCGUCUUAGAACUCGAACCCUUUCCAUUUCUUGUUGUCAUGAUGCAGGAUUAUUUACUGUAGACUGAAUUGUUGUAUGUUACCCUGGCUUGAGUUAUUGCUAUUCUUCCGACGCACCGCGUCUCCGGGCUUGCCUGGGGUCUAUGUACAUUUGGAUAAUUUCACCAAGGACCAUCCCCUUCCAUUCGGUGAUAGCGUUCUCCUUGACGUAGCCUGGUGGGAGGAGCAGCGCACUUGAAUUGAGCCAGGGGUGCUGGAGUGCGUCUGUAGUUUUGAGUCUUCGUUCUGGAGGGUAGACGAGAAAUCGGUGGACGAGGUCGAGUGCUGACUGAGCGGGUUCUGCUGGAGGGAAAUGUCUCGUCUCUGAGGAGCGUGAAGCGCCAUCGACCGCUUGGGGAAGAUUCGGCAGGAUGUUGCGCAGGUCGACUGAAGUGGUGUCGAUGAAGGACACCUUGUUGGCAUCCGGCAAGGUCUUGAAAGACUGACGAGCCAAUUUUACUAUAUUAAUUAAAUAUAGAAGUGAAUCAUUGCACUGACCGGCCAGUUCACUUCGUCUGGUGUCCCCCUUAGCUUGAAUAUGCUCCAUGCCAGCCCGAUAGAUCCUCUCUCCGAGUUGAACAGUGAGUCCCUCCACCAGCUCCCCCGUCUAUGCCAGAAGUCCUCCGGGGUGAUGUGCGGCAGAAGCGGCGGAGGCGUCUCGCAGUCUAAAGCGUCCGAGAAUCCGUCAUCCGAGAUGUCCUCGUCAGGUACGAAGCGGAGGGGCGUGAACAACUCGGCGCAGAGUGCGCCGAAGCUCCACAGGUCAACCGCGAAUGGGUCGUAGUCUGUGGAGCCAAAAAUGGUUUCAGGGGCGCGGUACGGGCUGUAAUGAGGAUAAUUAG
Messenger RNA from Phanerochaete carnosa HHB-10118-sp, 4607 nucleotides. RefSeq lists its product as uncharacterized. Gene Ontology annotation, biological process: mitotic chromosome condensation. Gene Ontology annotation, cellular component: chromosome. The record is from RefSeq and is a predicted model, not a curated record. Gene Ontology annotation, molecular function: protein binding; ATP binding; ATP hydrolysis activity. Lineage: Eukaryota; Fungi; Basidiomycota; Agaricomycetes; Polyporales; Phanerochaetaceae. The coding region runs from base 116 to 3736 and encodes 1206 amino acids. The transcript is spliced from 16 exons.